UGGCAAGAUGGCGGCUCAUUGGAGGGUCUUUCAAGUUUUAGCUUGUUUAUUUUUGUUCUAUGGGUUGUACAUACACGCAAAUCUUCCGAGUAAAUGUCAAAUAUCAACAUACUCUAUCACAAAUUGGACAUGGAAGGUUAUUGGAAGCAAAAGGGAAUAUUAUAUCAAUGUCUGUGGAAACGCUAAAGUAAAAAAAAAAAGUUGUCCUUCAAAGGCUGCCGUUUGCUCGCCGUCAUCAGCUGAUAGUACUACUCUUCAGGAUUUAGGCUCUAAAAGACAGAUAAAUGCAACAAGGGAUUCAGGCUUCGAUUUGAUUUUUACUGGUGGACAAUGCAACGAGAUGGGAAAUAAUAAGGCAUGGGAAACCAACAUCUUUAUGAGAUGUGGAAAGUUUCUGGGAUCUCCUCAGUUUGUGGAUCUCUUUGUGGGAAAAGAGAAGUGUGUGGCUGUUUUUGAGUUUGUUACUAAUGAGGCUUGUAAAACAAAACCUGGACCAGAAAUUCCUUGCUCACUGUAUGGAACAGACAAGGAAAUAAUAGAUCUAACACCUUUGAUCAAAACAGAAGGUGGCCAUGAAGUUUCAUCUUCAGGUGGAAACUUUGUUUUUUACAUCAAUGUUUGUAGAGGAAUAAAACCUAAAAAAGAUGAUAACAUUCAUUGUCCAGCCAACAGUUCCAUGUGUAGAGUUGAUAAAAACCUUCAAAAACCUGAAGAUGUUGGGAGCAUCUCAUACACAAGUGGCCUUAUACUCAGAGACAAGAAUGACAUUGUCCUUGUUUACAACACAACAAAGACUGUGAGUGGCUGCCCAAAAAAUUUGAAUCCUGCUACCACGAUUACCUUCAGGUGCCCAGGCAGGAAUAGGGGUGGUAAAGGCCCAGUUUUGACAGAAGCUAGUUAUUGUGCAUUUGAAGUUCUUUGGGAGACAGAGUUUGCAUGUGCGAAGUCCAGUAUCCUGGAAACCACGAGCUGUGUCCUGAGCGAUGACUCUGUCCACUUCAAUAUGACAAAGCUCGCUGCCGCCAAAGAGGAUGACUACCAAGUUUAUUAUAAUGAUACUAGAGCUGGCUCCACAACUCAGUACAUAUAUUACAUUAAUGUUUGCCGUCGUCUGAGCUUUCCUUGCGAAGGAUCAGACUCAACGGUUUGCCAGGAAGUGAAAGAUGGAUCUUGGCGAAAGUCCCUUGGUAUUAUAUCAAAACAAACUCUACGCUAUGCUGAUGGACAGCUGUCUUUAACCUAUGAGCAUGGAUCUGCAUGUAGAAAUGGGCUCAAUCGAACAACCAUUAUCAUGUUUAUAUGUAACUACACAGCUGAGAUAGGCACAGGACCUGUUUUUAACAGUGAGAGCUACUGCUUUUACUACUUCAACUGGGAAACAAGAUAUGCUUGUCCACCUAGCCGUCGCACAGGGACUCAGUGUCGUGUUGUCAGCCCUUCGGGAGUACGCUAUGAUCUUUCUGAGCUUGUGCGCAUGGAAAAUUCCACCAACUGGAUUGCGGUGGAUGGAGAGAGUAUCAGUGCUAAAAGAAAUAUUUUGAUAAAUGUUUGUGGUCAUGUGACUGGCCAUCCUGAAGCCAAACAGUGUGAUAGUUCAGCAGCUAUUUGUAUGAUUGAUCAAAGCAAGGGAAAAGUAGUAAGCCUUGGGAAAUACACAGAACCACCUACUUUGAAUCCAGACAAUUCUAUCAAGUUGGUUUAUAUUCAGGGUAGUGAAUGCAAGAAGGACAAUGCAGGAAAGAGUGUAUUUAUAAGAUCCACAAUAACAUUUUUAUGUCAGACAGGAGAUUUGUCAAGUCCCCCUGUUCUGGUCACGCAUACAUCAGAUGAAUGUCAUUAUGAGUUCAUGUGGAGGACAGCUGCGGCAUGUUCAUUGGGUUUGAAUGUUGGCCAGGACUGCAGAGUGGAAGAUAAAGAUGCUGGUUAUGUAUUUGACCUUACUCCUUUGGCCAAAAAAACUUGGGGCCAAAAGGACUUUGUCACGGCUGUGAAUAAUAUAAAUUCACAAUACAAGUACCGAUUGAAGGUGUGUGGAGGGAGCAGUCAAAUGGGCUGUGUUGGUGCAAAUGUUUCCUCGUGCCAGAUUACACAACCAUCUUCCAAGCACAACUUUACACUGGGUCUGCAAAACAAAAAUUUGUAUUAUUAUGAUGGAAUGUUAAAUCUGACCUACCAUAAUGGAGAAAAGUGCCAUAAUGGAGUUUCUCGUAAAACCCACAUAACCUUCCUCUGUAAUCAGUCAGCAGUUAACAAUGGAGUAGGAGUUCCAGAGUUUGAGAAGGAGAAUCACUGUAUCUAUAACUUCAUGUGGUUUACAAAAUAUGCCUGUCCAGCAAAGGUUGUUGAAUGUGUUGCUAGGACAGAUGUUGCUCAGUAUGAUUUGACAAGUUUGGUGAGAACUUCAGACAACUGGGAGGCAGCAUAUGGUGCAAAUGGAAAGUUUUACAUCAAUGUUUGCCGUUCACUGAAUCUUGUACCAGGCUGUAGUGGAACAGCAGCUGUCUGCCUGAAAGAAAACAACAAGGUUACCAACUUGGGUUCUGUAUCAAACCCACCCACUGAAGGAGUAAACAAUGUCGUAAUUACGUACACUGAUGGAGACAAAUGUAAAGACAGGAAAUACCAGACAAAAAUCACUUUCCUUUGUGAAAAAGGAGAAGGGAGCUCAUCUCCUGAAUUUAUUAAAAUUGAUGAUGAUGGUUGCACUUACAUAUUUCACUGGAAAACAGCGGCAGGUUGUCCAAUAGAAAACGUUCAAGGCAGCAAAUGUACUGUGAGUGACCCCAAGUCUGACACAAUCUUCAAUCUUAUACCAUUAACGAAGAAGAACAAUGUUGUUAUGUACAGCGGAAAUAUGACUGAAAACAACGAACAAGCAACUUUUCAACUUAACGUCUGUGGUGCAUUGCCUGCAAAAACUUGUGGCGAUCGUGAGGACAUUGGUGCCUGUCUGAUUAAGAAAAAUGGCAAGAAAAUUGCUCUUGGGAAGAAAAGCAGGACCCUUUAUUACAAGGGUGAAAUCGUUACACUUAUAUACAGUGAAGGGGACAAUUUUGAAAGCACUGGGGAACAGAGAGAAGUUCACAUCAGGUUCUACUGUGACUCAAACAAGCCUUUUGGAGAGCCUACUUUCUCUGAGCGGGGGGGAAACAAGUACUUCUUUGACUUUCAAACAUCACUGGUUUGUUCUGCGUCAGCUGUGCAGUGUUUGGUGUCGGCUGGUGGUGUAGAAUAUGACCUCAGUCCCUUAGGGCUGACUUCUGGAAACUGGGAAGCAGUUGAUACCCGAGAAGAGAACAAACACCUUCACUACUUCAUCAAUGUUUGUCGUGCUGUGAAUCCAUCUGGAGAAGCCCUGAAAUGUCCAGGUGGACCUAUAGGCGGUUGUCAGAUCGAUCACAGUCAGAAGAAAGGAUUCAACUUGGGAUAUGUCCAAAGCAAUCCACAGAUCACAAGCAAAGGAGAGCUGUCCUUACAAUAUUCUGGUGGAACUCCUUGUCACAAGAAUCAGUUCAGCAGGAGUCUAAGAAUUGUUUUUUCGUGCUCAAAGCGAACGGGCUCUCCUAUCUUCAUGGCUGAAUCUCCAGAGUGUGAGUACCUAUUUUCUUGGGAAACACCCAGUGCUUGUCCAUUGACAAAAGAGGUUGGUUAUGACUGCAAAGUAGAGGACAAACAGUAUGGCUACAUGUUUGAUUUAUCUGUGCUCUAUAACAAAACAAAAGACUACAAUGUUAGUGUCAGAGGUGGAGCCCCUGGUGAAAGGAUUAUUUUAAAUGUCUGCAAUAAGUUGGUGGGAGGCCCAAAGGAAUGCCACGGAGAGACAGUUGGAGCGUGCAUUAUUGGAACAAAGAAAGUUGAAAAAGUUGUAUUGAACAAGAAUCUCACUUACUACAAUGGUCAAAUACAAACAACAUACGGAGAAAACCCAGCUAUAAACAUCACCUUUGAAUGUAACCAACAAGCGUUAGGGCUUGAUACAGGCCCGACCUGCGAAAAAAAGAGCAACACAUAUGACUGUCAUUGGCAGACACCAUUUGUUUGUAGGCCGAUGAUCAGUUUGCAGUGUAGUAUUCGAGAUGAAGAGAAAGAUACUGACAAUCAGUAUGACUUCUCCUCGCUGUCCAAGAGUGAUGGAAACUGGAGGGCAAAAGUCACGGGUCCAAAUUUGGAUGGUGUUUCUUUUUUCAUAAAUGUCUGUCGUACAGUGUUAUUGAAAGGUGCUGCCGCACAUUGCCCCCCGACCUCAGGUGUUUGUAUGGUCAAAGGUGGAACAUACUAUAACCUUGGAACCAUAAGGCACGGACCUAGGAAGAGAGAAGCUAAUAUUUACUUAGAUUAUGAGGAAGGUGGCAACUGCGGAAACGGGAAAAAAUAUUCUACACACAUACUAAUGAUCUGUGGAGAAAGAGAGGGAGGUUUGCCGGUGUUCAUAAACUAUAACGCACAAACUUGUGAGUAUAAUUUCCUGUGGACCACAAGUGAAGCAUGCCCGGUGAAUGAUAAAAAAGAGAUUACAUAUGACAACUGUACUGCAGUCAACCCCUAUACUAAGGUCUUGUUCGAUCUGAACCGACUAAGGAACAAAGUUAGUGACUACGAAAUGGCAGACAAGCGUGAUUACAAGUACAAGAUGAAUGUUUGUGGACCUUUAGUGAAACCUCCGAAAGGUUGCGGAGCAAAAUCUGGCGUUUGUCAAGUAGGGCAACAGACAUACAAUGCAGGAAUCUCCAACAGUCGCCUCCACUUUGAUGAUGGGAUACUAUAUUUAAACUUGAGCGGGGGAGAUCCAUGCCAUCAUGUGAAGAAAAAUCGCGAGACGAUUAUUCAGUUCGUGUGUAGUCCAAGUCAUGGCAGCCAAGACUUGGGGAAGCCUGUUUUCGUAUCUGAAAAUGACUGCACAUACUUUGUAGUUUGGCAUACUUCUCUUGUCUGCGAAAGGCAGUAUGAAUGUGCAGCCUUUCAAAAUGACAAGGAUGGAACAACAGUACAAUACAGUCUUUCGCGGCUCAUGCGCACGGAUGCUAACUGGGAGGUGAUACCAGAGGACGGUAAGAAAUACACUGCCUCUUACUAUGUAAAUCUGUGCCGCCCUUUGUUACCCAUGCCAGGAAUAAAUUGUCCAGCAGGCGCCUGGGCGUGUAAAGUCUGGACAAAUGGGCAGAAAAAUCAACAAUAUGAGGACCUAGGAAAAGCAGUCCAACCCCCAGUGGUAGUCAAGAGUAGAGAGGUGAAUCUUGUUUACACAAGUCCGACCACGUGCUCGAAAGAUCCUUCAAAAACCAUAGAAGUCCACUUUAAGUUUCGUUGUUCAUAUGGUGAAUUGGGUCAUCCUGUUUUGGAGUCAGAGGACAAGUGUACCAUUCAUAUCAGCUGGGCCACAGUCGCUGCUUGUCCUAACAUUCAGAAAGUAGAUCUUGAAAACUGCAGAGUGUUUGACAAUGGUACCGGACAAGUUUACUCCCUCAAGCCGCUCUUGAACUCUCCUGGUUCUCAUCAUUUCACAGUGGGAAAUGAAAAUGACCAUAAGUUCUUCUAUUUGUCCGUUUGCGAACCGUUAAAGUUGGAAAAGGGACGCUGCGAAGGCGAUGGAGUAUGCAUGGUUACGAAUAAUGUCACUAAGUCGUACAAAAGCCUGGGUCGGUACGAGCACAGAAGUAUGAGUUUCUUCAGGGAGGACGAAAUGUUGAUUUUGCAGUACUGCAAUAAAGAGUGUAAAGAUGCUGAUGUAAAAUCAAAAAUAACAUUUAUUUGCGACAGAAAUCAGACGAAUCGUGGGCAGCCACAAAUGCAAUCAUAUGGGAAAAACGGUGCAGAUUUUAUAUUCAGAACAAAUUUAGUAUGUCCUCCGCUUGAGCGGGUGUGCAGUUACAGUGAUUCCGGUACUACUUACGACCUGCAACUCCUAACAAGUCGAACAGGAAGCUGGAAUUACACAACGAGUCAUAAAGACAGAUUCUGGAUAAACAUUUGCAGAGGCAUCAGUGAUGGUCCCAAAGGUUGUCCGCCUUCUGCUUCAGUUUGUAUGAUAAGAGCAGGACAAGACAAAGUGAACGUACUCGGGCUCACAAGCACGCAGAUGAUCUCUUUUAAGGGUGGUAAGCUUCAGUUAACGUAUACAGGGCUACCAGUCGAUGGUUGCAGAGGAGGUGUGGAGUCCAAAGUCGUUUUCUAUUUUGACUGUGGAAAUCAUGUUGGUCAGCCUUCUUUAUCAAGAGAAGAGUGGCAAUCUUGCGUUUUUGUUAUUAACUGGAAAAGCUCGGUAGCUUGUAGAGUGGAAAGAAAAAAAAUUGACGAAAACAAUUGUGUCAUCAAACAUCCGGUCACGGGCAGAAGCAUUGAUUUGAAAAAGCUUGUGAAUGGAUCCGAAAGCACGUGGAGAGUUCUUGGACAAGACGAACAUGGUAAAGCAGUGUUUUAUUACAUCAACGUUUGUGGUAAACUUAAGGGAUUUAAAGAGUUACCAUCGAACUGUCAUGGAGACGAGACUUCAGUGUGCCGUGGGAAUAAGGAGUUUAUUGUGAUGCAUAAAAGUAUUUAUUAUGAAGACGCCAUUUUUUCGCUUGAGAUGACGGCAAGUGAUGGGUUCGUGCUUGUGAUAAACUUUCAUUGUUCAGAUGAGGAAGUGGGAAGUCCCAAAUUUGAUUACAAGUCGAGCAACAAGCAUCAUUUCUUCACUUGGACAACUUCCAUUGUUUGCGCGGGAGACUUGAGCCGCGACGUGACAGAUGUUCCUGAAGCUGGACACAAAACAGUCAAGUCUGCUGGAAAGAAAAACUUAGGGAUCGCAUUUGGUGUGGUUUUCGCCGUUCUCUUGAUCAUUGUGUUUGUUGUUGUUUUUUAUAAACCUUCCAGAAGGCAUCGAAUCAUUUCUUGUUUGAGGGUAAACUUCAAGACACAUGUUCUUCGCAAAGAGAUUAAAUAUCCGUCGUACAGAUAUCAAAAGCUCGAUGUCUCAGAUGACGACGAGGCGGAUUCUCUCAUUAAGAUAGCUGAGGGGAGUGACGACGAAGAACAAAACGACGAUGACGAUCUCUUACCAUUUUAAUCGGGGAAGACCGGAACAAGCUCUAAACUGCUGACCGCCUAUUACAGUAACAGUUGCAUUAUUGGGAAGGGAGGGUGAAGAAAGUCAUUUUAUGGUGGCGAGCGACAGGGUUCGAUUCAGCGGGAAGCCAGUCGCAGUGUUUGAAGUGCAAGUAUUUUUCACCUAACGAUAACAUUGCCGACAGUCGGUAGAUGUGUUUAUUGGAGGACUGUCUUUGAGUUAAGCUCCUUUCACACAAAUUCAUUUGAAAACGAUGUUUUACGAUACAAAAACGGGUAAAAUUUGUGCCGCACGUUCAUUCUUUUUCAUAUUCUUAAAAAAACUUCAUCAUCUACCCUGAUUAGGAAAAAAACUUAAAAACGAAACUGUGUUUGAAAGGGAGACAUAUGACAUAGUUAACAUGACAAUUAAAUGGAAGUGUUUUCGUCCAUUCAGUUAAUGAAAACUAGGAAUAAAAAAAGGAACGUGUUCAGAUUUAUCGUAAGAUGAAUUUCGUGACGUUUCGUCCGCAGAACAAAUAGACUGGCGUAUAACGGAAGGAGAUAAUGGCAUGAAUCCAUAUCGUGACUCAGAUUGAUAAAAAAAAUUUGAGUGAAAACUAAAGGAAUAGAAGAUUUUUUCAAAUGAGAAUGUAACGGUCAUUUUUAGCAAGGUCAUUUUUCUCGAAAAAAUGUCACAAAGAAAUUUGAAUGAAAUAAUAGAAUUCUAAAGUAAUUUAUUGCCACCUGUAGUGGUUAGACGUAGGUAGAGAAAUAACGAGAAGGAGAAAAAUCGACUCCAGGUAUUAUUAUUUUUUAUAAUGGGGCUUUCGUGUUUGUAUUCUCUGUUGAGUGAAUCCUCUACUGAGGUUUGUGUAGAUGCUCUGUCUUCGCAACAUGAAUCGAAGCCUGUUUCAAAUUGAAUUCCUCAGCACACGUUUGUCGGUUUGGAGAAGGAAACAUGAGUUGCAGGGUUAUUUGAUAAAUUAGGUGUGGCAAUCAGGAGAGUUUUAUUUAAUAAUCCAAGUUGUUGUUAAUGAGCCAAGAGUACAUUUUCCACUAAAUUAAUGUUUUAAGAGAA
This is a messenger RNA of Pocillopora damicornis (cauliflower coral), 8104 nucleotides long. Its product is annotated as cation-independent mannose-6-phosphate receptor. The record is from RefSeq and is a predicted model, not a curated record. Gene Ontology annotation, cellular component: trans-Golgi network. Gene Ontology annotation, biological process: lysosomal transport. Gene Ontology annotation, molecular function: signaling receptor activity; D-mannose binding. Lineage: Eukaryota; Metazoa; Cnidaria; Anthozoa; Scleractinia; Pocilloporidae.